This is a messenger RNA of Manihot esculenta (cassava), 924 nucleotides long. RefSeq lists its product as uncharacterized. NCBI's taxonomy places the organism in Eukaryota, Viridiplantae, Streptophyta, Magnoliopsida, Malpighiales, Euphorbiaceae. Bases 115 to 795 code for a protein of 226 amino acids. The transcript has a single exon. The record is from RefSeq and is a predicted model, not a curated record.
AAGCAAGAGAAGAAAGAGAAGAGAACAUAACAGACUGUGUUGCUAGAGAGAGAGGUUGAAUAUUCUUAAGAGGGAGGGAGUGAGAGAGAGAGAGAAAGAGGGAAGUCGUCGAAAAUGGCGCUUUACAUCGAUGAGGAGGAGGUGUGGAAAUGUCCAAAACACCCCUCGAAGCGACGCCGUACAGGAAUCUGUCACGUGUGCCUCCGUGAGCGACUCUCCUCCCUCUGCCCGGACUGCGCUAACGUACGUCCCUGUUCUUGCUACUCAAUCACCACAACUUCCUCGAGCUCGUCGUCUUUCUCCUUCUCUCGCUUCUCGGCCUCCGAUUCCUUUGCCUCAGGAACCGGAACUGUCGGUCGCGUAUCCAAUCUGAUAGACACGGAGCCUUCUUUCCGUCGGUCGAGGUCACUAGCAAUUCCGUUUCUCCGUGCAAAACCGCCGGUUGAUCCUGAUUGCUCUGUCCGGAGAGAAAGCCCAAAGCCGACAUCGCCGUUUUGGUCACUGUUCAGAAGUAGUAAUAGUAACGGUAACCGGAGUAAGAGAAGCGAUAUGGAGAGGAACUUCACUAUAGUAGAACAUGAAGAUGCGAAAAAGAAGAAGGAUGAGGAUGAGAGGAAGAGGAUGAUGAGGAAAUCGAGGUCUAUGGCGGUUGAUGUGACGUCAGAUUCCGGUGUUGCUGACGUAAAAUCAUCCAAAGGGAAGGGCUGGUAUUUCCCGAGUCCGAUCAAGGCUUUCAAGCAAUCGAUAUCAAGGGGAAUAAUGGUACAAGAAAGAUCGCCUUUGUAUAGAAAUUAAUUUUGGUAUAUAUUACAAUAUAUAUAUAUAUAUAAUUAACUCAUAAAGAGACUAAUAAUUCAUAUUUCUUUUUCAUGUUUCUUUUCUGGGAAAGUAAUGCUUGAGAAAAGAAAAUGAUUUGAUUUUCUA